CGGAACCUGCCCGAUCUCUCUCCAGCUCCUGAACUCUCCUCUCCCUCCUCCUCUCAUGGGCUCUGAGUCCAUUCCUAGCAUACUAACAGGCCCAGAACUCUUGGUCUGCAGCCAUCCUGGGCUCACUGAGCGAAGAAGCCAAGUUGCCUGACUUUGCCCCCUGGUGGCCUGAUGACCAAGCUUCAUGGAGGUAUCCUCAAGGCCCCCCUCCAACUUUGAUCCAGGCAACUAUGUUGAAAUGAAUGAUCCAACCACCCACUUACCCUCAAAAGUGGCGAUACAAGAUAUUACUACGGAGCUACACUGCCCACUGUGUAAUGACUGGUUCCGUGACCCACUGAUGCUGACCUGUGGCCACAACUUCUGCCAAGGCUGUAUUCAAAACUACUGGAAAAUGCAAGCAAAGGAAACAUUCUGUCCUGAUUGUAAGAUGCUAUGUCAGUAUAGCAACUGUACGUUCAACCUUGUGCUGGAGAAGCUUGUAGAGAAGAUUAAGAAGUUACCCCUGCUCAAGGGCCAUCCACAGUGCCCAGAGCACGGAGAAAACCUGAAACUGUUCAGUAAGCCAGAAGGAAAAAUGAUCUGCUUUCAGUGCAAGGAUGCACGCUUGUCUAUGGGGCAGUCUAAGGAUUUCCUGCAAAUCUCUGAAGCUGUCCGUUUCUUUAUGGAGGAGCUUGCUAUCUAUCAGAGCCAACUUCAGACAACCCUGAAGGAGCUUCAGUCUCUCAGAACAAUGCAGAAAGAUGCUAUUGCUGCUUACAAGGACAACAAGAUACAACUGCAACAAAACCUUUCCUUGGAGUUUCUAAAGCUGCAUCAGUUUCUGCACAACAAAGAAAAGGACAUUCUAAAUGACCUCCGGGAAGAGGGCAAAGUCUUGAAUGAGGAGAUGGAAGUGAAUCUGAACCAGAUUCAGGAGCAGUGUCUCCUUGCCAAAGACAUGCUGGUGACCAUUCAGGCACGGAUGGAACAGCAGAACUCCUUCGACUUCCUCACAGACAUCACAAACCUCAUAGAGAGCAUGGAGAAAGGAAUGAAGACACUUGUACCUAGACAGCUUAUCUCCAAAAAGCUGAGCCUAGGCCGCUUCAGAGGUCCUAUUCAGUACAUCAUCUGGAAGGAAAUGCAGUCUAUCCUCUCUCCAGGCCCAUCUCAAUUAACUCUGGAUCCUAAAACAGCUCAUCCCAAUCUGGUAUUAUCCAAAAGCCGGACCAGUGUGAGUCACGGUGAUGUUAAGCAGGUAAUGCCUGAUGAUCCAGAGAGGUUUGAUUCAAGUGUGGCUGUAUUGGGCUCAAAAGGCUUCACCUCUGGAAAGUGGUACUGGGAAAUAGAAGUAGGAAAGAAGACAAAAUGGACACUUGGAGUCGUCAGAGAGUCCAUCAUUCGGAAGGGGAGCUGCCCUCUGACGCCAGAGCAAGGAUUCUGGCUUCUAAGACUAAGGAACCAAACCGAUCUAAAGGCCCUGGAUUUGCCCUCAUGUAGCCUGAACCUGGGCGAUCUGAAAAGGGUGGGCGUGUACCUAGAUUAUGAGGGAGGGCAAGUGUCCUUCUACAAUGCUACAACCAUGACCCAUCUUUACACCUUUAGUAGUAUUUUCCUGGAGAAACUUUUCCCCUACUUGUGCCCCUGCCUUAAUGACGGUGGGGAGAAUAAAGAACCAUUGCACAUCGUACAUCCACAGUAAUUAAGUUAUACUAUUGUAUACAUUCAGGGCUUUAUUAAAGUAUUGAAAUAGUUUACCAAUUUCACUGGAUUCUCUUUCCAAUUUAUGGGGAACUCUGAAAUAAUGAUAGCAGGAUUCACAAACUGACUUACAUUUCAGUUUCCUACACAGAUUUUGCUGGAGCCAUUCAAGAUAACAUUCUGCUUGUCUGGGGUCUUCUAAGACACAAGGGUCCCCUGAGUAGAGUCCAUGGCUUGUUUCUGGAGCCAAGUACAACUCAAUUCUGUGAUGUUUGGGAACCCUUUUCGAAUGGGCCGGAAAGAUAUUAUUACUGGCUGCCAGCAUGAUUUUUAAGAGGAUAGAUUUUCACAUUUGCAUUCUUAUUCCCAUUAAAUUAUCUUUUUUUUCCAGGGCUGGGAUUUAAUUAUAAAAUUCCAUCUCAUCUCUUUUCCAAAACAUGUUGCUUUAAACAAAAAUUUGUUCCAGAGACUUAAAGUAGAAGAUGACCUCAAUUAGCUUAUAUAGUCUUGUCUUCCUGCAAUUCUCUCAGCAUAUUUUUGGGCUAUUAAAUCUUGGGCUCAUCUCACUUCAGUCCCUUCCUCCUGCUUCAUUAGUAAGAGGUACCUAUUUGCCCUAUUUUAAAAGACACCCAUAUUUCCAUCUGUGUUUGACUCUGUCCCUUUUCAGCAGUCCUGCCUGUAUUCUAAUAAACAGUAUUUUUACCCCACUA
Messenger RNA from Mastomys coucha (southern multimammate mouse), 2393 nucleotides. It is a transcript of the gene Trim69, whose product is annotated as tripartite motif containing 69. NCBI's taxonomy places the organism in Eukaryota, Metazoa, Chordata, Mammalia, Rodentia, Muridae. The record is from RefSeq and is a predicted model, not a curated record. Bases 185 to 1684 code for a protein of 499 amino acids. The transcript has 7 exons. Gene Ontology annotation, molecular function: protein binding.